Molecule: messenger RNA, 3951 nt
Organism: Punctularia strigosozonata HHB-11173 SS5
Lineage: Eukaryota; Fungi; Basidiomycota; Agaricomycetes; Corticiales; Punctulariaceae
Product: P-loop containing nucleoside triphosphate hydrolase protein
Exons: 14
Coding region: 1-3951 (1316 amino acids)
Biological process (GO): transmembrane transport
Cellular component (GO): membrane
Molecular function (GO): ATP hydrolysis activity; ATP binding; ABC-type transporter activity
Source: RefSeq, a predicted model, not a curated record
AUGUCGUCCACGAACAGACCGCUCGAGAAUCAGGCGCGGCCGUCGUCGGGCAAGAAAGGAGAUUUCCUCGGACGACGGUCCUCUCAGCCUGAAGACGAGAAGCCAGCGAAUGUUGAGGUCCCCCAGGAAGAUGUCGAACCCAAGGUCGAGGACGCCAAGCCCGUCUCAUUUACAGAUCUUUUCCGGUUACAUACCAAGACGGAGCUGACCCUUAAUCUGAUCGGAUUGGUCUGUGCGAUGGGGGCCGGAGCGGCUCAGCCGUUGAUGAGUUUAUUCUUUGGGAAUCUUACCGAGGACUUCGUCCACUUUGCGACCGUUCUCGCUGCGGCGAACAGUGGUAAUACCACCGCCGCGGCCGAAUUCCCUGCCGUUAGAUCGCAUUUCCGGCACACAGCGGCAAACGACGCGUCCUUCCUUGUCUACAUUGGCGUUGCCAUGUUUGUCGCGACCUAUGUGUACAUGGUGGUCUGGGUGUACACAGGGGAGGUCAAUGCCAAACGGCUACGGGAGCGUUACCUUCGGGCUGUUCUUCGUCAAGACAUUGCCUACUUCGACAACCUCGGCGCCGGUGAAGUUGCUACCCGUAUACAGACGGAUACCCAUCUUGUACAGGAAGGCAUUUCUGAGAAAGUGGCACUCAUCGUCGUGUCCAUCUCAGCGUUCAUCACCGGUUUCAUCCUCGCUUACGUUCGUAACUGGCGUCUCGCCCUCGCGUUGACAAGCAUUAUCCCAUGCAUCUCGAUCGCGGGCGGGGUCAUGAACGCUUUCAUGUCCAAAUAUAUGCAAAUUUCGCUUAAGCACAUUGCUGAGGGCGGUACAUUGGCCGAAGAAGUCAUCUCUAACAUUCGCACCGCCCAGGCCUUUGGAACACAACCCAUUCUCAGCAGUAUCUACGGUGAACACGUGAACAAUGCCAACAAGGUGGAAUUGAAAGAUGCCGCAUGGCAAGGUGGAGGGGUGGCCGUGUUCUUCUUCAUUAUAUAUAGUUCAUAUGCUCUUGCCUUUGAUUUUGGUACCACUCUCAUUAAUGAACAUCAUGCGAACGCUGGACAAGUCGUUAAUGUCUCCUUUGCCAUCCUCAUCGGUUCAUUCUCCUUGGCUAUGCUUAUGCCUGAUAUGCAAGCUAUCAGCUACGCCCAGAGCGCAGCCGCUAAGCUUCAUGCAACGAUUGACCGCAUUCCUUCGAUCGACUCAGCCGACCCCGGAGGCACGAAACUUGAGAAGGUUGUCGGCGAGAUAGCACUCGAGCACGUCUACUUCAACUACCCGUCGCGUCCGAACGUCCCUGUCGUGAAGGACUUGAACCUUACUUUCCCCGCUGGCAAGACUUGCGCGCUCGUCGGCGCCUCCGGGAGUGGCAAAUCCACCUGCAUCGGACUCAUCGAGCGGUUUUACGACCCGCUGUCCGGUGUCGUCAAGUUUGAUGGCGUCGACAUCAAGGAGUUAAAUCUCAAGUGGCUUCGUUCGCAGAUCGGCCUGGUUUCCCAGGAACCCACGUUAUUCGCAACCACGAUCAAGGGCAAUGUCGCGCACGGUCUUAUUGGCACGAAGCAUGAGCACGCUUCGCAGGAAGAGAAGGACCAGCUAAUCAAGGAGGCCUGCAUCAAAGCGAACGCGGACGGUUUCAUCGCUAAGCUCCCGCUCGGAUACGACACGAUGGUUGGUGAACGCGGUUUCCUGUUGUCUGGUGGUCAGAAGCAGCGUAUUGCGAUUGCUCGCGCGAUUGUCUCCGACCCCAAGAUCCUGCUCUUGGACGAGGCUACUAGUGCUCUUGACACUCAGUCCGAAGGCAUCGUCCAGAACGCUCUUGACAAGGCUGCGGAAGGUCGUACCACAAUAACGAUUGCUCACCGUCUCUCCACCAUCAAGGACGCCGACUGCAUUUACGUCAUGGGUGGCGGCGUGGUGCUCGAGAAGGGCACGCACCAGGAGUUGCUCAAGAACGAGGAUGGCGCAUAUUCUCGCCUUGUCGCGGGGCAGAAACUCCGUGAAGCUCGUGAGGGUGUAUUUGAUGUGACCGGUGGAGGCGACCCGUCGACCGUCGAGAGAGCUCAGGAGAAGACGAUGGAGCAGCAGGCUGCCGAGGAUAUUCCUCUUGGACGCAAGCAGAGCGGGCAGUCUCUCGGCAGCCAGAUCGGCGAACAGCACCAGAGAAAGAAGGCUGGCCCGGACCACAAGGACGAUUACUCCCUCCUGUACCUGUUGAAGCGCAUGGGUAUCAUUAACCGUGAGAAUUGGAAAUGGUACGGGAUCGCCGUUGUCGCGGCUUGCUGUUCCGGCGCUGUAUAUCCGUCUUUCGGUAUCGUCUUAGCUCAUUCCAUAAACAACUUCUCCAAGCCGGACCCGCACGUUCGCAGGGAAAGGGGCGACCGGGAUGCGCUAUGGUUUUUCGUCAUCGCCAUCCUCUCUACUUUUUCCCUUGGUAUACAAAACUACUUGUUCGCCUCAACUGCAGCGUCGUUGACGGCGAAGCUGCGGUCCCUGAGCUUCAAGGCCAUUCUCAGGCAGGACAUCGAGUUCUUCGACGAGGACGAGAAUAACACCGGAGCAGUGACCUCGUCCCUCAGCGACAAUCCCCAGAAGGUCAACGACCUCGCUGGGGUGACACUCGGCGUCAUCGUGCAGUCUUUCGCCACCCUCGUUGUCGGUCUUGUCCUUGGCUUGGUCUUUGCCUGGAAGCUUGGUCUCGUCGGUCUCGCUUGCAUGCCGCUCUUGGUUUCCGCUGGUUACAUCCGCCUCCGCGUCGUUGUGCUCAAGGACCAGAAGAACAAGCGCGCGCACGAGGAUUCCGUUCAGCUUGCCUGUGAAGCCGCUGGCGCCAUCCGGACCGUGGCAUCGCUCACCCGAGAGCAUGAUUGCACGGACCUUUACAACCAAAGCUUAGAGGGGGCCCUUCAGGAGUCAAACAGGAGCGCCAUCCGGAGCAACCUGCUCUUCGCGUUGUCCCAAUCCAUGUCGUUUUACAUCAUUGCCCUCAUCUUCUGGUACGGCUCUCGUCUCGUUUCGGACCGAGAGCUCUCAACGACAGACUUCUUCAUCGGCUUGAUGGGCACGGUCUUCGGUUCCAUUCAGGCUGGCAACGUCUUCUCCUACGUGCCGGAUAUGUCUUCCGCCAAGGGUGCUGGCUCGGACAUCAUCAGACUUCUAGACUCCGUGCCGGAGAUCGACGCCGAAUCGACUGUGGGCAAAGUCCCGAAGGACGUGAAGGGCCAAAUCCGCCUCGAAGAUAUUCACUUUCGUUACCCGACCCGCCCUGCGGUACGUGUCCUCCGCGGCCUCAAUCUCACCGUUGAUCCCGGCACAUACGUCGCCCUUGUCGGCGCUUCUGGAUGUGGCAAGUCGACGACGAUCCAGCUCGUCGAGAGGUUCUACGAUCCUCUCGCAGGUCACAUCUACCUAGACGGGCAGGACAUCGCCGAGCUCAACGUCCAGGAGUACCGGAAGCACAUCGCCCUCGUGUCCCAAGAACCGACGUUGUAUGCCGGAACCGUGCGGUUUAAUAUCCUCCUCGGAGCUACCAAGCCCCACGAGGAAGUCACUCAAGAGGAUAUUGAAGAGGUGUGCCGGAACGCGAACAUUCUGGACUUCAUCCAGUCCCUGCCGGACGGCUUUGAUACCGAGGUCGGAGGCAAGGGCUCCCAAUUGUCCGGUGGUCAGAAACAACGUAUCGCGAUCGCUCGUGCCCUGCUUCGCAAUCCGAAGGUGCUACUUUUAGACGAGGCCACGUCGGCGCUUGACUCGCAGUCUGAGAAGGUGGUGCAAGCGGCGCUUGACCAGGCCGCGAAGGGGCGGACGACCAUUGCGAUAGCCCAUAGGCUGUCCACUAUCCAGAACGCGGACUGCAUUUACUUCGUCAAGGAUGGCGCAGUGAGCGAGUAUGGCACGCAUGACCAAUUGAUAGCGAAGAAGGGCGACUAUUAUGCAUCGGUGCGGUUACAGUCAAAGGCUUAG